CUGUACGAGUGCGGCGACUGCCUGCAACUCUUCCAGACGCCAAAGGAGUUCCUGGAGCACCAAGCCGGGCACUUGGUGCCUGCGGCACCCCCUGCUGUCAAUGGCACGGCGCCGGCGGAGCCUGCGGGUGACCACAGCUAUGAGCUGAAGGGCGGUGCCCCGCACCGGUGUGGGGAGUGCGAGCUGGCCUUGCCCACGGCCCGUGCGCUGGAGCUGCAUCGCCGUGCCCACCGCCGCGGCGCCUUCCCCUGCGCCCUGUGCAGUCGGGCCCUGCCCUCGCCGGCCGCACUGGCGCAGCACGCAGCACAGCACAGUGGGGAGUCACGCCUGCUCUGCCUGGACUGCGGCUUGGCCUUUGAUACAGAGCCCGCGCUACUGGCACACCGCCGCGCCCAUGGGCCCAACCCACUGCAUCGCUGCCCCUGCGGGAAGGCCUUCCUCAACAUGACCAAGUUCCUCUACCACCGCCGCACCCAUGGCCCUCUGCCGCCCACCCCCGAGGCUCCAGCACCCGCUGAGCCAGCCCCGGUGCCUGCUCCCGAGGCCCGGGUGCCGGACACCAUGCCGCUGACCAUCAUCUACUCGGAUGGCAGCACUGGGGGCGGUGGCGGGCACCGGUGCCUGGCAUGCGGCAAGGCCUUUGGCAAGCAGCUGCAGCUGGCCAGGCACCAGCGCUUUGUGCAUGGGCUAGAGCGGCGCCAUGAGUGCCACACGUGUGGGAAGAGGUUCAAGAAGAAGUCGCAUGUGCGCAACCAUCUGCUGACGCACACCGGGGAGCGCCCCUUCGCUUGCCCUGACUGCCCCAAGGCCUUCAACUCGCAGGCCAACCUCCUGCGGCACCGCCUGACGCACACUGGGGAGCGGCCCUACCAGUGCCAGGUCUGCCUGAAGCGCUUCACACAGUCCUCCACGCUGCAGCAGCAUCUCUUUGUGCACAGCCGGCACUACCCCUACCAGUGCCCUGAGUGUGGCGUGCACUUUCACCGCCCCUACCGCCUGCUCAUGCACCGCUACCACCACACGGGUGAGUACCCCUACAAGUGUGGUGAGUGCGGGCGCUCUUUCCUUCUUCGCCGCCUGUUGGACGUGCACCGCUUGGGCCACGCCGGGCGCCAGCCCCAUGUGUGUGGGGCCUGCGGGGCUGCCUUCGCCACAGCCCCGCAGCUGCGCGAGCAUCGGUGUGGCAAGGCUGGGCGGCGCCACGAGUGUGCCACAUGCGGCAAGAAGGUGAGCACGGCAGCUAGGCUGCGGGCACAUGAACGGGUGCAUGAGGCAGGUGCUGGGGCUGCACAGCCUGUGUCAGCACCGCUACCUCCACCGCCAGCACCACGCCGCCCUGCUGGGCCCAAGAGCUUUGAGUGCAGCGAGUGCAAAAAGCUGUUCAGCACGGAGACCUCGCUGCAGGUGCAUCGCCGCAUCCACACCGGAGAGCGGCCCUAUCCCUGCCCGGACUGCGGCAAGGCCUUCCGCCAGUCCACCCACCUCAAGGACCACCGGCGCUUGCACACGGGUGAGCGGCCGUACAAGUGUGAGCAGUGUGGCAAGGCCUUCGCCAUCGCUGUGCGCCUGGCUGAGCACCGGCGCACGCACACCGGGGAGCGCCCCUAUGCUUGCCCCCAUUGCCCCAAGGCCUACCGCUCCUUCUCCAACCUCUGGAAGCACCGCAAGCUCCACCAGGCCCAGCGUCGCGCUGCCGCACCAGACCCACCUUCUGCCACCGCCAUCCCUGAGGAGGAGCCAGUUGUACCCCCAGCUGCCAACUACGCACCAGCACUGGCCAUCAUGGAGACCAUCGAGAUCUACCCGGCACCUCCUGCCGCUACCGAAGCUGUGACCACCCCCCUGGACGGGCUGCAUGUGGGGGAUGGCGUCUGAGUGGGGCCCUACCCCUGGUGGGUGGCGGUUUGUGCAGGGCUCUGCCUACUUAGGGGGCUGGUGGUUGGGGGCUGCAGCUCCGUGCCCCGCCUUGCCUGAAGCUGCCCCCUGGAUUGCAUGUGAAGGCAGGGGUGGGAGCUGAGUAGGGCUAGGGCUCGCCCUGACCGGGGUGCAGCUCUGUCCCUUGAAUGGUUGGGCAGGGGGGUUCAGUAGACCAGCCCCCUAGAUGGGUGGGCUCCGAGUGGCUCUGCCCCUUUCCAGGGCCUGCUCCCCGAAUUGUAAAUGGGGGUGGGGUUUGGGAGGGACUCACCCCCACCUAAAUAGAUAGGUGGCAUUUGGGGGUGGGGCUCUGCCCUUUAACAGGGCCCUAGCUCCACCCCCUGGACAGGCUGUAGGUGGGUGGUGGAGUGGGCCUCCACCCAUAUAUGGCUGUGGCUCUGCCCCCUGGGUGGGCUGUCCUUUGUGGGCAGGGCCUGGGGUACAGGUAGUGUGGUACAGGUUCCACCCCCCUCAGGACAAGCUCUGUUGUAGGGGCGGGGCUUAAGCAGGCUCCACUCUCAGUUGACUAUGGCUCUGCUCAUCAAGCUGUGGCUCAGCCUUUGCUUCUGCGUGGCCCUGGCACCUGCCCUCUUCCUUGUGCUCCAGCCAAGCUCUGCCCCCAGCUGCAGCCAGGCCCUGCUCCUGGCCCCCUAGUCAUUUGGGCUUUUUUUUCUAUUGCAGCAAUUGCCCCCCCUAGCACUACCUGUGCACCCCACCCAGUUGGGGGGUUUCUGGGGCCAGGUCUUGUUUAUUCCUGUUCUAAUUAAAGCUAAGAGACUGGAGAUUUGGGCCUCAGCUGGUUAAUUGGGGGGACUGGGACAUGUCUGCUGAGGGAGGGGGUCCCCAGCCCUCAU
Messenger RNA from Alligator sinensis (Chinese alligator), 2768 nucleotides. Its product is annotated as zinc finger protein 574. The annotation marks the transcript as partial. The transcript has a single exon. Gene Ontology annotation, molecular function: DNA-binding transcription factor activity, RNA polymerase II-specific; RNA polymerase II transcription regulatory region sequence-specific DNA binding. The record is from RefSeq and is a predicted model, not a curated record. Lineage: Eukaryota; Metazoa; Chordata; Crocodylia; Alligatoridae. Gene Ontology annotation, cellular component: nucleus. Gene Ontology annotation, biological process: regulation of transcription by RNA polymerase II.